AUGCCAAAGUCAAUUUCUUCUCAAAAAACUUUAGGAAAGCAUUUCCAUUUACAAGGAAUAGAUGCUACUCAUUUACAACCAAUCGCGAUACAUAGUUCUUUAGUUCAAAAUGAACCACAAAAACAAAAGCCUGUUAGUCCUCCACCAGCUUUAAUUUUACCUUUUCCACCACAAAUAAAUGUAGAAGAUUUAAUGAACUGCAAAACUCGUAAACUCCCUUCGAAACCUCCAAAUGCUUUCUUUAUUUAUCGUAAAGUAUAUACAAAAGAAUUGGUUGCCCAAAAUCUUAGAUUUAAAAUGACUGAUGUUUCUCCUUGGUUAAACUCUACUCAAGUCGAUAAUAUUAAUACUAACUCCGAUACCAGUUAUGAUUCAAACUCUUCAUCGGAUUCUCCUUCUCCACCUUUGGAUCCUCAACCUUUACCAUCUUCGUUAUAUUGGAUGUUACCUACCGAAUCAGAUUUG
This is a messenger RNA of Racocetra persica, 465 nucleotides long. The record is from the annotation of a GenBank genome assembly. NCBI's taxonomy places the organism in Eukaryota, Fungi, Glomeromycota, Glomeromycetes, Diversisporales, Gigasporaceae.